This is a messenger RNA of Dracunculus medinensis (Guinea worm), 612 nucleotides long. The record is from the annotation of a GenBank genome assembly. Lineage: Eukaryota; Metazoa; Nematoda; Chromadorea; Rhabditida; Dracunculidae.
AUGGGUUUAAGUGGAAAACCAAUAUUAAUUGAUGGAAAAGACCAUCUUCUUGGACGGUUAGCUUCAGUGGUUGCUAAACAACUUUUAAUUGGUCAGAAAAUUAUCGUUGUUCGAUGUGAAGAAUUAGCAAUUUCGGGGAAUUUCCAUCGAUCAAAACUAAAAUACUUGAGUUUCUUGCGAAAACGUUGUAAUGUAAAGCCAUCUCGUGGACCUUUUCAUUUUCGUGCACCAAGUAAAAUAUUCUGGAGGACUGUUCGUGGUAUGUUGCCGCAUAAAACUUACCGUGGUAAAUGUGCUUUAUUACGCUUGAAGGUUUUUGAUGGAAUACCGCAGCCGUAUGAUCGUGUAAAGAGAUUCGUUUUACCAGCAGCGAUUCGGCAUCUUGCUUUAAAACCUCGUCGAAAAUAUUGCACAGUUGGACGACUCGCACAUGAAGUUGGAUGGCAUUAUAAAGAUGUUGUCGCUAAACUGGAAGCUAAACGAAAGAUAAAAAGUGCAGUAUUUCAUCAACGUAAGAAGACAGAAGAAAAACUUCGAGCUCAAGCGCUGCAGUCGGAUGCGGUGAAAAAUUCGUCUUAUCAGAAGAUCAUUGACUCAUUUGGCUAUAACUGA